AUGGGUGUCCCUUCAUUCUUUAGAUGGUUAUCCCGGAAGUAUCCGAAGAUUAUAUCGCCUGUUAUUGAGGACCCUGCUCAAGUAGUCGAUGGUGUUAUAUUGCCAUUAGAUUAUUCAGCACCAAAUCCAAAUGGUGAAUUAGACAACCUGUAUCUGGAUAUGAACGGUAUUGUUCAUCCGUGUUCUCAUCCUGAGAAUAGACCACCCCCAGAGACUGAAGAUGAAAUGCUUUUAGCAGUCUUUGAAUACACUAACCGUGUCUUGAACAUGGCAAGACCUCGUAAAGUAUUAGUGAUGGCCGUUGAUGGUGUUGCUCCCAGAGCUAAGAUGAAUCAACAGAGAGCUCGGAGAUUUAGAAGUGCUAGAGACGCAGAAAUCCAAAAUAUGGAACGUGAAAGAGAAAUAUUAGAAAGAGAAAGUUAUGGUGAAAUAAUCGAUGAUUCUGUUAGAAACAAAAAGACCUGGGAUUCCAACGCAAUUACCCCCGGUACACCAUUCAUGGAUAAAUUAGCAGCUGCAUUACGUUAUUGGACUGCUUUCAAACUAGCUACGGACCCUGGCUGGAAGGAUCUUCAAGUAGUGAUCAGUGACGCUACCGUUCCUGGGGAAGGUGAACAUAAGAUUAUGAAUUUUAUUAGAUCACAACGUGCAGAUCCAGAGUACAACCCAAAUACCACACAUUGUAUUUAUGGUUUGGAUGCAGAUUUGAUUUUCCUAGGUCUUGCAACACAUGAACCUCAUUUCAAGAUCCUAAGAGAAGAUGUUUUUGCUCAGAGUGCCAAGCCAAGGUCCAGAAAUGGCGGUAAUAGUACGUUUGCACCACAAACAGCUGAAGAAAAAGAACUAUUAUCGAAGGAAGACUCUCAGAAGCCUUUCCUAUGGUUGCAUGUUAGUGUACUGAGGGAGUAUUUAGCGGCUGAAUUGUGGGUACCAAGGUUACCAUUUGCAUUCGAUAUCGAGAGAGCUAUUGAUGAUUGGGUAUUCAUGUGUUUUUUCUGUGGUAACGACUUUUUGCCACAUUUACCUAGUCUGGAUGUUAGAGAAAACAGUAUUGAUAUCUUAUUGGAUAUUUGGAAGGUUGUCCUACCUCAAUUAAAGACAUAUAUGACAUGUGACGGUAACUUAAAUUUAGAAUCUGUCGAAAAGCUGCUGGGGCAACUGGGAGCUCGUGAACCAGAUAUCUUUAAGACCAGGCAUAUUCAGGAAGUUAGAAAACAGGAAGCAAUGCAGAAACGGAAACAAUAUAAAAACGGUAAUAUUUCUAAAGGCCAAGAUAGACAUCCUACUAAUUUUACAGAACAACUACAAUUGUAUGACACUUCUGGUAAUCUAGCAAAUGGUUCUUGGAACUUGACGACACAUGAUAUGGUUAAUCUAAAGAAAGAAUUGAUGCUUGCAAACGAAGGUAAUGCUGAAGCAAUUGUCAUUGUGAAGGCUCAGAGUGACAAGAACGAUGAAUUAGUGAAGAAUAUCACUGAAGAGGAAAUGAAUAAAGUUGUAUCUCAAGCUAAUAUUAGCAACCACUCUACAGCUGAACUUUUAAGAAAGAAGUUAAUUGCUAAAAAACAUAGUCUUGAAGACGAUGUUGAUGAGGAUGAGGAUGAAACAAUUAAGAAUGAGGAAGAAGGUGUUGUAACAAAGAAAUUGAAGACCGAACAAGAUAAUCUAAACAAUGAAAUAAAAUCAGAAGUCGAAGCUGAGAUGGAUGACGAAAAUGAUGAAGAUGAUGAUGACAACGACGAUACUAGUGCAGACGAUAAAGAUACCGCAACAGAGAUUAUUUCUAAUGGGAGUGUCAAGAGUGGUGUUAUCGAUACUGAUGAGACUGUAAAACUUUACGAACCAGGGUAUAUUGAAAGGUAUUACACAGAGAAAUUCCAUAUCGAUCCAAAGGAUAUUAAUACUGUAAGAAAAGGUUUAGUAAAAGCCUACAUUGAAGGUGUAUCUUGGGUCCUGCGUUAUUAUUAUCAAGGUUGUGCUUCUUGGACAUGGUAUUAUCCAUUCCACUAUGCUCCAUUCGGUUCUGAUUUUACUGAUAUUGCUAACAUAGAUAUUCAAUUUGAAUUGGGUGAACCCUUCCUACCGUUUGAACAACUUAUGAGUGUGUUGCCGGCUGCUUCGGGUCAUACUUUACCUGCCAUUUUCCGUCCAUUGAUGAAUGAACCAGACUCCCCAAUUAUCGAUUUUUAUCCUAAGGAAUUCCCAAUCGAUAUGAACGGUAAAAAAAUGUCCUGGCAAGGUAUUGCUUUACUACCAUUUAUAGACGAAAAAAGAUUAUUAGAAAACGUCCGUGCUCAAUACCCCAAACUAACAGACUAUGAAAGCUCUAGAAACGUUAGAAAUGAGGACAUUCUACUUAUUAGUAACAAGAAUGUCAAUUACGAUACAUUUGUAAAGAAACUCUACAAUGGUGAGACGCCAGCUGCCAAGCCUUUUAAUUUCGGUCACUUUAAGAGUGGCUUGAGUGGUAUUGUUUUCGUAGAUCAAGAGGGUUUUAAACUAAAUAGCAAGCUAAUGUGCCCUAUCUCUGAAGGAUCCUUCCCAGAACUUUCCACUAAUCUUUUUUUGAAAUUGUCGUUUGAAUUUAAUCCAUUGAUUGUUCCAAAUAAAUCGAUUAUCCUCAAUGGCUAUAUUCCACCAGUACAAGCCCUGGAUUCCUACGAUCUAGAUUCUAUUAUGUAUAAAUAUGGGAAUAAUAACUAUGGUCGUAAUAACAGAUCUCGCUUUAACGAUAGUAUGAAGGACAACAUAAUCAAAACUGGACCAAGUGGAACUACCCAAUACAAACCAAGAGCUGGUGGAUACAGAGCUUUCUUUUACUUUAGUCAACAACAGAAUAACCAAAAUAUGAACCAGUACCAUAAUCAAAACGGAAACUAUAAUCACCAAAAUCAAGGUAAUGGUAGAUUUGAUAACGAAAAUAAUAAUUACAAUAAUAGUAAUAACAACCGUGGAUAUGAUAACGGUAACAGGUACAAUAAUAAUUACAAUCGUAAUAACGGCAAUAACUACAGUCGUGGCAAUAACUAUAAUAACAAUAACAGAGGAGGUUACAGUAAUGGAACUGGCUAUGAUCGUCAAAGAGGAAGAUAUAAUGGUGGUAAUCAAAACAGAUACAACCAAAAUGAUAGAAAUGGUAGCGGUGGUCGCAGAUAUUAA
Messenger RNA from Maudiozyma barnettii, 3159 nucleotides. It is a transcript of the gene RAT1, whose product is annotated as ssRNA exonuclease RAT1. Bases 1 to 3159 code for a protein of 1052 amino acids. The transcript has a single exon. Lineage: Eukaryota; Fungi; Ascomycota; Saccharomycetes; Saccharomycetales; Saccharomycetaceae. Gene Ontology annotation, molecular function: RNA binding; 5'-3' RNA exonuclease activity. Gene Ontology annotation, cellular component: nucleus. Gene Ontology annotation, biological process: nuclear-transcribed mRNA catabolic process. The record is from RefSeq and is a predicted model, not a curated record.